Tachysurus vachellii is the source of this 5052-nucleotide messenger RNA. It is a transcript of the gene trpm4a, whose product is annotated as transient receptor potential cation channel, subfamily M, member 4a. Gene Ontology annotation, molecular function: calcium-activated cation channel activity; ligand-gated calcium channel activity. Lineage: Eukaryota; Metazoa; Chordata; Actinopteri; Siluriformes; Bagridae. The transcript has 29 exons. Gene Ontology annotation, cellular component: membrane. The record is from RefSeq and is a predicted model, not a curated record. The coding region runs from base 276 to 4079 and encodes 1267 amino acids. Gene Ontology annotation, biological process: calcium ion transmembrane transport.
CCUGUACUGGGCGUGGCCUGGCCGUGUCACUCUACCUGUCGCGGUGAUCCUCGCGUUAGAAACACGUUGAGUCGGUGAGCGCGACACGCUGCGACACGCGGUGCUUCUCUGUAACUCACGUGUAACUUCGACCGAAAAGCGGGGAAAAGACGGAGGAACCGAGGACGUGAAUAUUUAUAUGGAAUCCCAGAACCCACUGAGGAGAAAAAAACGAUCUCUUCAAAGCGUCUCCAGGGUUCAAUAAAGCGCGCAGGAACCAGCAGGAGGAAGCAGCCAUGAAUCCGACAGACCGUGAGAACGACGUGGUCAGAGACUGGAGCAGGAAAGCAGAGAAAGAUCAGAGUUGGAUCCCAAAGAUCAUAAAGAAGAGAGUGUGCACGGCGUUUGUGGAGGAUCCUCAUAGUAAUGGUGAAAAGUGUCAGUGUGGUGGUGCUUGUGGUCUUCAUGGUUCUGUAGCUACAGGUGAUUAUUUUGGUUCUGCUAUCGUGACUCAGUGGGACUCCUCCAAACACACGUCUGAGUGUCCAACUGAUGCUUUUGGAGAGCUCAAGUUUGCUGGCAUCGCUCACAGACACAGUCACUUCCUGCGUCUGUCCUGCGACACUCCCGCUUCCAUUGUGUACGCUAUCCUGACUCAACACUGGGGUCUGCCGGCUCCCAACCUGGUGGUGUCGUUGGUGGGUGGAGCCAACCAGGAGAAGGUCAAGAGCUGGGUACGCGAUGUGGUGAGACAGGGGCUGGUGCGCGCUGCACAGAGCACAGGUGCCUGGCUCGUGACCAGCGGGCUGAGGGAGGGUGUGGGCCGUUGUGUCGGCGAGGCAGUGAGGGAUCAUGGAACUGCGGCUGCGUCCCAAUCCAAAUUGGUAGCUCUGGGCGUGGCCCCGUGGGGUCUGGUGAACAACCGGCAACAACUUGUCAAUGCAGAGGGCAGCUUCCCAGCCAGAUAUUAUGUUCAGAACACGUCUCAGGACUCGUGUUUCCUGGACAGUAAUUAUCAGGCUUUCCUCCUGGUGGAUGAUGGAAGCACCGGCCACCGAGGAGGAGAGAGGGGUUUCAUCACCAACCUGGAGAAAUUCAUCUCCCAUCAGCGCACCGGGAUAUGGGGCAGCGGCAGUAUCGAGAUCCCUGUGUUGUGUGUGCUGAUAUCUGGGGAUGCGUCUAUACUGAAGAGGAUGGACAUGUCUCUGAAUAAGUCCACACCCUGGUUGGUGUUGAACGGCUCGGGUCCUGCGGCAGACAUGGUCACAGAGCUGCUGAGCGACCUGAGCAGAGCAACAUCUCCUGUGGAUGGUGUGGACAGAGACGUCUCCAACUCCGAUCUUAGAGACAAAGUGCGAGAGAUCAUCAAGAAAUAUUUCCCCUCUGAGAAAACAGUGGAGAAGCUGGUGGACCAGUCUCUUCGCAUCUACCAGAAAAGAUCUCUGAUCACGGUGUUCCAUGGAGACCAGGACAGUCCUGAUGAUUUUGAGACGGUGAUCCUGAGAGCUCUGGUGCGAGCCAGUAAGCAGGUGAACAGUAAUUCCAGUGAGUACACAGAGGAGCUGAAGUUGGCUGUGGCCUGGAACAGAGUGGACAUUGCAAAGAGUGAGCUGUUCAUCGGCGACAUCCAGUGGACGUAUGAAGAUCUGGAGGACUCCAUGACGGACGCUCUGGUGAACGAUAAGCCUCAGUUUGUUCGUCUCUUCACAGAGAACGGUCUGAACAUUCUGGAGUAUCUGACGUAUGAGCGUUUGGAGUCUCUGUACCAGUCUCUCUGCAGCAGCUCACUGGCCUACACACUGCUGCAGUCGUGGUUGAGGGACAGACAGAACAUGGCCUUCUCUCAGACCUGUUCACCCGACACAGACGGGAACUGUAAGGACCUGAAGAGUGCCGUGUCGACGCCGUCGAGCACUCGGGGACUCAGCCUGUUUGAGGUUUCACGGUUAUUAGGGGAGAUUUUCGGAGGCAUGUGUAAACCGUUUUAUUACGUGCCUCUUGGACUGGAAACCAGAUCAAGUACAAGGAGAACUGUAAAGCAUGUGAAUAAGAUUCUGCAGGGUGACUGUGCAUAUCGUCAUCAGCAGGUUGCGUUCCCAUGGUCCUCUCUCUUCAUCUGGGCUGUUCUGCAGAACCGUAGUGAGAUGUCCAUUUUUUUCUGGGAGAUGGCGGGUGAGUCUGUAAUGAGCGCACUUAGUGCAUGUAAGAUCCUCAGAGAGCUUUCCAAGCUGGAGAAUGAGACUGAGACCCAGUUGUCCAUGAAAGACCUGGCGCAGAGAUUUGAGAACCUGGCUCAUGACAUGUUUAGCGCCUGCUACCAGAGCAACGAGACCCGCUCCCUUACACUGCUCAUCAGGAUGUCCCCGUUUUGGGGCGGAGCUACCUGUCUACAGAUGGCCACAGUGGCCGACGCCCGACUUUUCUUCAGCCAUGAUGGUGUGCAGACUCUUCUGGCUCAGAUCUGGUGGGGUGACAUGUACAGCCGGACUGAAGUGUGGAAGCUCAUCAUGGCCUUCUUCCUGCCUCCUCUCAUCUACACCAACUUCAUCACCUUCAGAGAGCAUCAUGAUAGACAUGCAGAUGGUUUGGAGGGGUCACAACAUGUAACGUUCUCUCUGGCUGAUAUCACACAGCACAUGGAGGAUGACAACAAGCCGGAGGAUAACAGAGAUGGGGACAAUGCUGGCCACGUCUGUUCUCUUGCUGACAUCACACACACGGAGGAGGAUCUGGAGGAACACAUUACUUUAACCAAAGACUAUAAAGGAAAACAAGCAUCUCCCCAUAAACAUCCAUACGUUGUACACCGAUGGAGGCAAUUCUGGUUCGCGCCCGUCACUUCGUUUCUAGGCAACGUGAUAAUGUACUUCCUCUUCCUCUUCCUUUUCGCCUAUGUCCUAUUGGUCGAAUUCAAACCUCCGCCUCCAGUUGGUCCCAGCUACAUUGAAUAUUUGUUGUACUUUUGGGUUUUUACUUUGGUCUGUGAGGAGCUUCGACAGUCAUUUGUCAGCGGCUCAGGGAGUUUUUCUAAGAGUAUAAGUAUAUACAUCCAGGACAUGUGGAACAAGUGUGACAUCACAGCCAUCUUCCUCUUCACCCUUGGCCUCAUCUGCAGGAUGUUUGAGUGGUCAUAUGAGUUUGGUCGUUCGGUGCUAUGUGUCGACUUCAUGGUCUUUACUCUGAGACUUAUUCACAUCUUCGCUGUUAACAAACACCUCGGACCCAAAAUCAUCAUCCUCGGAAAAAUGGUGAAGGAUGUUUUCUUCUUCCUCUUCUUCCUGGGAGUCUGGCUAUUGGCUUACGGCGUGGCCAAUCAAGCGCUGAUAUACGCCUAUGACCCUCGACCCUACUGGGUACUUCGCAGAGUUUUCUACAGACCGUACCUUCACAUCUUCGGCCAGAUACCACUGGAUGAAAUAGACGCUCAUAAACGUAUACAGAAGGUUUGCACCAGCAACGUGACUCUGAUCCAGCAGGGAGCUGAACCCUGUCCACAGUCUGAAGCCAACUGGCUCGUCCUCAUCCUGCUGUCCAUCUACCUGCUGGUCACCAACGUCCUGCUGCUCAACCUGCUCAUUGCCAUGUUCAGCUACACAUUCAGUAAAGUACAGGAGCACAGUGAUGUUCACUGGAAGUUCCAGCGUUAUAACCUGAUAGUGGAGUAUCACUCUCGCCCGUGUCUUGCUCCGCCCUUCAUCAUCCUCUCUCACCUGCGGCUCUUCAUCAAGAGAACAAUCCGCAAAGUUCCGUCUGUCAAAAUCAAACACUUCAUGUUGGAUAUUAAGGGUAGGCAGGCGAGCAGGUUGAACACAUGGGAGGCUGUACAGAAGGAGAAUUUGCUCUCGACUCAGAGUAAGAAGCUCCGAGACAGCGACACCGAGCGACUCAGACGCACAUCUGCCAAGGUGGACAACAUGCUGAAACAGAUAGCAGAGAUUCGAGAUCAAGACCGUAGACUAAGAACGCUGGAGUCUGAGUUAGAGUAUUGCUCCAGCUCCCUCACGUGGAUAAUGGAAGAACUGGCGCAGAGUGACCUGAUCAAACACACCCGUCGCCCACCCCUCCACCGAGACUCAAAUCCAUCAUCUUCUUCCAGAUGAGAGAGCGCCAAACAGACGAGUCUCCAAACCAGAGGCUCUUCUGGAUUAACAGUGACGAUGACUAUGACGAUGAUGAUGAUGAUGAUGAUGAUGAUGAUGAUGAUUCUCUUGCAUUUCAAUGUUUUUUUUAAAUAAACACCAAGUCUGAAAACGUCCACGUUUCUGUUCACACAUCAGACAGAAUCACAGAACAGUUCUGUCAAGAUGAGCAGAUUUUCCCUUCUUCCUCUUUAUAUAUAUAUAUAUAUAUAUAUAUAAAUGUGUACAUUUCUUUUGUAGAUUGCAGUUGAGUUUAUGGGACUGUAAUUAUGGGUGAAAUGUAAAGUUUUGUUUUUAGGGAAUGUGAUUGAAGGGUCUCAUAUUUGUUCUGUGUUACUUUUAUACUCUUUUUUUUUUUUUCUAGGAGCUGAUUUUUAAUUUUCUAAAUAUAAAAAUUAUUUGAUUAUUAUGCUGCAUGUGUCUCUCCUGCGAGUUUAUUCUGUAAUCAUGGUCUUGGCCUUUCCUGGUGCCGCGGCUCGUGACCCCUCCCCGUCCUCUGAAGGGCGAGCAUUUGAUUCCAAGCGGUGGUCUCGCAGGAGCCUUACAUGGGAAGACUGGGGGCCAAAUCAGGCUCAGGUUCUCAUCUUGACUGACUGUAGAUCAGAGUCUCUGCUCCUGCGGCUGCUGCUUUCGAGAUCGCUGCGUACUUUAAAGAGCAAUACAGGAAUUUGGGUCCAAUGCAACGUAAUUCAGUGGUUUAUAUUAGAUCAGAUGUCACCAAUGAUUAAUGAAUAACUGAACAAUUGACUGUUGGUUCUGUUUGUAAACCUCACAGUCUUUAGAUUUUGUAAAUGUUCUUUUUAAGAACCCACACAAUUUUUAUUUCUGUUCAAUCCAUAAUUCCAGGAGUUGGUCGAAUGCAUACAAUUCUUCACCACGUGUAACCCAGUGUACAUUAUAAUUAAUAUUAAAUUUUGUUCAUCAUGAAAUUAAA